GAAACCUCCAGCAGAACUUCAAUGGAAGAGUAGGAAUGUGGGAGUUCUUGUUCAGCUGUAUGUAACCCAGUCUGCUGCUGCUGGUGUGCCUGCUCACUUUCACAGUACUAUUAAUCAUUACAAUGUUUACAAUAGUUUGCAAAUGUUGCUGAAACAUUUUACAAUAUCAAGAGUGAGAGUACACACAGGCGCACAGGUAUGUUUGCUGAGACGAAGCAGCAGCAACACUGGCCUCUUUCAUCUUCUACCUGCUUUUCAUCCACUUUUCCUUUACUCCGUCUGAUCUUUCACACUCUUCUCCUUACUUUAUGCUUUCUUUUCCAUUCAGCCGUCAUCUCUCCGUAAGAAGAGGUCAUUAAAAGAACUAAAAUGCUUGUCAUUAAUCAUAUUCAGUCAUUUGCAGAAUUAUACCUUGAACUAGUUCACAUAUAUAUUUAGAUGAGCCAUUUCCAACAGUAACCUAAGAGAUACUUGUAGGCGGAAGAAGGAAGACAGCAAAGAUGGGAGGACCAACUUGAUCAAUCAUAAACAGUUAGCACAGAGUGCACACUUGUUUUACAAGGAACAAAGGUCACUCGUACGCUGACUGCGUGAGAGUAACACAGGACUAAAGGUUCACCUUAGUGCGUGUAGAAGAACAGUGUGGUGUGAUGGAGAGGUGCUGGCAGCCUCUCCUCCUGCUGUGGCUCACUGCAGGGCUAGUGAAAAAUAAUGAGACAGUGAAUUGUUCCUGUUCCACCCAUCAGCUGACAGCAAACUUCACCAACAAACAUCUUCAAGUCAUCCCUGAAAACUCUGAAAAUGUAAAUGUUACCAAACUGAUGAUUGAAGGGAACCUAAUUACUCUGAAUAACACGGACCAGCAAGCACUAGCUAGCUAUCCCAGCCUGGUAGAGCUUCACUUGGAUGCUAACUGGAUCACUGCUAUUCCAGCCAAAUACUUCUCUGUGGUACCAAACCUCAGAGUGCUGUCUCUCGCCAGAAACAACAUCAGCAGGUCAGUAGGCUAGCAAAGUCUAACUUCUAGCUAAAUGCUAGUUAGCUGCUUUAAGUAUACUGUGUGUUAAACACCAACCAUUAAACUGGUUUGAUUUUGAUAUUGGUGCAUACUUGUUAAAACUUACUACUGUUGCAUGUUAGCAAUAUAUCUAAGUACAGUGUGGUAUGUAAUCAAGUGUAAUAUAAUUCUGCUGUGCUGUUUUUUGUAGCCUUGACCCUCAGGCUUUCAGUGACCUGGAGGUCCUGACAGAGUUGGACCUGACCCACAACUUGCUAACAAGCCUCCCUGCACAGCUGAUCAGUGGGCUGAACAAGUUACAGGUAAAACAAGCAUUUCAAAAAGAAUCUGCUAACUUAGAGUUUGGUUAGAACUAAUCUAGACAUGACAUACAUAAAGAAAUGCAUGCAUGUGUAUGGGGAUUUACGGCUGCACAUGUAAGCGUUUCCUGUACAGGAUGUGUUAUUAUUUCAUUUACCUCGCUCUGUCUGGUCCCAUCAGGUACUGAACCUACAGGGAAACCCCUGGAAUUGUUCCUGUCCACUGCUGACCAUCAUUGGACAGAUCGAUGCAGCAAAUGUUACCAUGGGAGGACCACAGGUCAUCUGUGCAUCUCCAGCAGAGCAGGCUGGACGAGAGCUUCUUAAUGCUGCAGCACUGUACUCCACAUUAUUACCCAGCGUCACUCCAGACCCUCAGAAACCAAAAACACCGGUCCACCCUCAACAGACGUCGGGCCCAUCAGUUAUUAUGACGACCACACAGUCAACCGGUCAGAACAACAGCACCAGCAAAGACCCGACUCCUGCGCUCGGCAACACGUGGAAAUUCACAGCAUCCGUCGCAAUCUUGGCAGUGGCCACCUCCAUGCUCAUCGUGUGUGCCGUCAAGGGGCCGUCCUGGUACAAGCUCCUCCACAACUACAGGCAUCGGCAGUUACAACAAGAAGUCGAGGAGGGCGACGAGGAUUUUGUGUCAACAGAGUUCUCGGCGACGGGAAGACACCCGACCCAUCAAACAUUCAGCUUUGAACCAAUGAACAGACAGAUAGACGAGGAGCAGGAGGAGCAGGAGUACUUUGAGGAUCCAUAUAUCAGGAGAGAAGAGUGACAUGCACGAUGAUAAGAAAGCAAACCACAAACACAAUACAAUCCAUUCAGUGGCAACCUUGCUGUUUGAUAAACACCGCUGAGUAUUAUCAUUUCACGGGUCACAAAUUCAUUGUGUGAGAGCUGUACUGUUGGUCACUGAAGGAGCUUCUUUGCAACAUCUCACAAAUUCAGGCUCUUAACUCCACGGCCUGCAUUGUUGCCCGGAUACUUCCAUUAGUACACUGUUGUCAGCUGCGAGGAGUCUGCAACAACCCCAACUCCACUUUUUGACCACUAGAAGAACAAUAUUCAAGUACAGAACACUUCCUGUAAUCUGUGUGUGAGCGCCCAGUUAGAUCGACAGCUUUCUCCUUGUUUGCACGGCACUAGAACGAUGAAGUCACAUGGUUUACAAGAGUUUUUACCUCUUCAUGACUCGACAACACCAGCAGCAAUGUGCAGCGUUAUACAAACCUCAAUUUACGGUGGUUUGAAAACAGUUUGCAAGUGUUUCAGGUAAAAAACACUCCACGUGUUUGUUUGCUCACGGAUCUACACGGCAUUUAUUUUUAUUAAGAAAACUCCACUGCUGCUUCAUCUUUACAUAACAAGCAGUCGUUUCCUGUUGUGUUUGUGUUCAAAAGUCUCAUACCUGCACAUAUCUGAUUCUUUUUAAAUGUUUUAUGACUCACAUGAAAACUAGCCAUCAGGCUAAAUGAAAUAAUGUCCUAGUACUUCAUUCUGAAAAUGAUACUUCACAAAAUAAAUACGUUAAAGUGUAUUUGUGAACAUAAAACUGUCUAAUGGAGAACA
Molecule: messenger RNA, 2901 nt
Organism: Pundamilia nyererei
Lineage: Eukaryota; Metazoa; Chordata; Actinopteri; Cichliformes; Cichlidae
Product: leucine-rich repeat-containing protein 19-like
Exons: 4
Coding region: 1583-2107 (174 amino acids)
Biological process (GO): interleukin-8 production; positive regulation of non-canonical NF-kappaB signal transduction
Cellular component (GO): plasma membrane
Molecular function (GO): signaling receptor activity
Source: RefSeq, a predicted model, not a curated record